This is a messenger RNA of Nymphaea colorata (pocket water lily), 668 nucleotides long. Its product is annotated as glucan endo-1,3-beta-D-glucosidase-like. NCBI's taxonomy places the organism in Eukaryota, Viridiplantae, Streptophyta, Magnoliopsida, Nymphaeales, Nymphaeaceae. The coding region runs from base 67 to 426 and encodes 119 amino acids. The record is from RefSeq and is a predicted model, not a curated record. The transcript is spliced from 4 exons.
CCCACUCACUCUCACUUGCAAGAGCCACCACCUGAACAUCAGUCUUUCUUCUUCUGCUCGAGUAAUAUGGCAUCUAGAGUGACCAUGACUCUCUUGGCCAUUCUUCUUCUCAUCUUCUUCUCGACUUACGGCCCAUUCGUGAAGGCGGUAAAUGGGCAGAACAAUACCUGGUGCAUAGCAAGGCCCUCUACUGAAGAAACUGUGCUUCAAAACAACAUUGAUUUCGCGUGCUCCAAUGGCGUCGACUGCAGCGUGCUGGCUCCAGGGCAGAGGUGCUCUCUCCCGAACACCAGACUCAACCAUGCCUCCGUUGUCAUGAACCUCUACUACAGUGCCAAUGGCAGGCAACCCUACACUUGUAGCUUUGGCAAUUCUGGCCUCAUCACCAUUGUAGACCCAAGCUAUGGCAGCUGCGUCUUUCCGUAGACAUGCUACAGCUGGAAAAAAUACAAAGCGGAAUCUUCCAUGAAUAAUGUUUGAUUGUGGUGCCGCAGCAGCCGCUGCUGCUAUGUGGUCAUUUUUAGGAUAGGUCGAUGUGUGAUAGCUUUGCCGUUCAAUUUUCAAUUCCCAGUGUAGCUUAGUGUUGUUGCUCAGACUUGCUUGUGCUUGGUCAAAGCAAUACAUGUUGCAGAAAAUAAUUUUUUGAUUUCAACUGCUAGCUGCAGUCA